AUGAGAGGCAUUUCGGCAGAGGCGCUAAUUGCCGUCGAGUGGUUGUUCAUCACCAUUGCGUUAUGCCUCAUCAUCGCGCGGAUCAACCUGCGAAUAUUCCACCUCAAAGCGGGCUUCGUGCUCAGCGAUGCCUUCAUCGCCGCGGCCUUCGCCGCCGGCGUCUCCCUGAACGCCGUCGACAUCACGCUGUACCUCCGCGGCGUCUACGAGCCGGACAUCGACUUCAAGAUGACCAACUGGGUGGCCACGGAAGCGGAGUCGGUCUACGUUUACAGGACGCUCUACUUCCUGUACUUCCCAUUUUACUUUGAGCAAUACUUCAACAAGGGCACCCUCCUCGCUCUGUACUACGAAAUAUUCGGCAGAGGCUCUACCAAGAUCAGGGCCUCGCUGUUAUGCCUCGUGGCUUACUGUGCUGCCGGCUUCAUCACGACCAUGUGCAUGAUUUUAUUCUACUGCAAGUGGGGUUGCUACUGGUACUCUCUGUCCCCCUAUUCUCUCCGUGUUUCGUUGGCCCUUCGGUGUUGGGUAGUCAACGAUAACCUCGGCUGGGCUCUCCACUUCAGCUCCGACGUCUUCAUCUUCAUCCUCCCGCUCGUCUAUAUCAGCAAGCUGAACAUGUCGAAAGCGCAGAAGAUCAGUGCCAGCGUCACCUUCAGCAUCGGCCUAGUCAACAUCCUCAUCACCCUCUCGAGGUGGUUCAUAGUCCAAGCCGUCUUCACCGAAGUGCCAGCCCUCAACACAGGCCAGUUACUGGCAGUCUUGGACGGUCACAUAGGCUUGAUCGUCAGCAUACUGCCAUCCCUCCGCCCCUAUCUCCGCCUUUGGCAGAAUGUAAAUGACUCUCGGCCAGCCAAGAGCAACGCCACAUCCGAGGGCCUCACCACAGGGAAAGAAGAAACCCUCUCCACAUCCCGCGUAACAUCCUCCUCGCAUGAUUCGAACAAAAAGGCCGAAGAGGUGAGCCGCGUAUAG
Colletotrichum higginsianum IMI 349063 is the source of this 975-nucleotide messenger RNA. RefSeq names its product Archaeal flagellin n-terminal-like domain-containing protein. The record is from RefSeq and is a predicted model, not a curated record. NCBI's taxonomy places the organism in Eukaryota, Fungi, Ascomycota, Sordariomycetes, Glomerellales, Glomerellaceae. Bases 1 to 975 code for a protein of 324 amino acids. The transcript is spliced from 6 exons.